AUGAUGCAAAUAUAAUAAAAAGCCAACUUAGAUGAUCAUUCAAGUGCAGUUUAAGCAUUUGUUACUCUCCUGAUGGAAAUACAUUAGUAUCUGGUAGUGCAUAUAACUCUACCUGUUUAUGGGAUGUUAAGACAGGAUAAUAAAAAGCCUAAUUGGAUGGUCAUUUUGGAGCAGUUUAUUCAAUUUGUUACUCUCCUAAUGGAAAUACAUUAGCUUCUAGUUGUUUUGAUAACUCUAUCUGUCUCUGAAAUGUAAAAGGAAAUACUCCAAUCAUAUAAGGGAUACAAAGAGCUGUUUACCUAGUUUAAAAUACCUUUUCAGAAUAGCUCCUUAUUGCAAAAUGGUCUUUAUUAAUUAUUAUAUAGUUAAUCCUUAUUGUACAAUACUUGUAAUAUAUUAGAAUCCUUGGUUAGAAGCAUCAGGAACACUUAUCUUAUAAGGACAAUUCAUGAAUUAUUAAGGGAUAGAUUUAAAACCAUUGUUUAAUCCAAAGAAAGUUGCUUUUUAGAAGUCUUAAAACAAAAGUUAAUUUGA
Paramecium octaurelia is the source of this 534-nucleotide messenger RNA. The record is from the annotation of a GenBank genome assembly. Lineage: Eukaryota; Ciliophora; Oligohymenophorea; Peniculida; Parameciidae.